AUGCUGUUUUUCGCGCUCGUUCUGAUCCUCUGGCAUCUACGGGGCUUCAGAUUCCUCUCAGUCUUCUACUGGUUUCCGCCUGACGAGGAGGAUUACGAAACCCCCCCUGGGACCACCUGGGUAGAGCUUGUAGCGCUCUCUCUCCUCCUGCUGGGCGCUGCUGCUGCCCUCCGCUCUGCAUUCCCCCGUUUUUUUGACCGCCUGGCGCUCCUGCUGCACACCGCGUUCCCCCGCUCCCGGCUCUUAGUUAAAAGGCUGCGAGGGACAGGAGGCACGGGGAACUACUCUGCUCUGGAUAAGAAGUUUGCAUCUAGUGGGGGCGGCAGCUGGGAAUAUCUAGGUGGCACUGGUGCAGCCGGUGAGAGAGACAGAGACAGGGAGGGUGGUUCGGAUAGUGGGGGUGGGGAGGGGUCUUCCACAGCAGCUGCCGGACCUGCCGGUGCGGCGGGUCUUUCGUCUCGUAGCGCCUCCCGGGCGGCAUCUGGGUGCGGGAUCCACGUGUAUGCCAAUGGGGACCGGUACGAAGGAGAAUUUUACCAGGGCAGAUGCUCGGGCAGCGGCGUGUACAUUUUUUCAGGCAGCGGGCGGUAUGAAGGCGACUGGGUGGACGGAAAAUACGAUGGGUAUGGGAUUGAGACGUGGUCGCGGGGGAGUCGGUAUCGUGGGCAGUACAGGAAGGGGUUGAGGGAGGGGUAUGGGGUGUAUCGGUUUUAUACCGGGGAUGUUUAUGCGGGGAUGUGGGCGAAAGGGCAGAGCCAUGGGGUGGGCGUGCAGACGUGCGGCGAUGGCAGCAAGUAUGUGGGCGAGUUUGCUUGGGGCGCCAAGCAUGGAUUCGGCAAAUAUACCUUCAGGAACGGUGACACGUACGCAGGAGAAUACUUUGCGGACCGCAUGCAUGGGUACGGCGUGUACGAGUUCAGCAACGGGCACCGGUACGAGGGUGCGUGGCACGAGGGGCGCAAGCAGGGCCUGGGCAUGUACACCUUCCGCAACGGCGACAUGCGCGCCGGCUACUGGCACCUUGGUGCCCUCGAAACCCGCAGCACCAACACCCUCCCCGCCUCGCCCACUGGGAGUGGCGCGGGUGGAGGAGGGACGGUGGGGGGUGGUGGGGGGGGUGGGAGUGGAGGGGUUGGGAGUGUUGGGGUUGGAGAGUUGUUAGGAGGAGGUGGGGGCGGCAGUGGGUUGGUGUCGCCGGUACGGACUCCUUUGUCUGCUGGUGGGAUGGGGCUGUCCACGCCACUCACUCCGCACACACCCCACUCUGCCUCGUCGCCCAACGCUGUCAACCACUCCCGCGUGCUGCAUGCCGUUCAGGAAGCACGCCGGGCAGCAGCAAAGGCGGAGAAUGUGUUGAGAGUGGAUGACCGGGUGUCUAAGGCCGUGUCUGCAGCCAAUCGAGCAGCCGUGGCAGCUCGAGUAGCAGCUCGCGGCGUUCGACGGGGGCUCGUCGUUUGGAGGGAGCGAUCUCGUUUUCUCAGCAGACAAGCCUUGGACAGCGGAUCAAUACGCGGCGUAUCUCGCGCGCGCUGCCCCGUCAACAAGUCGCAUGUCGCGGUUAGCAAGCGAUCAUCAUCACUCCCACUCGCUACGGUCGCCAGGCGCUCUCUCCCACUCACUGCUGUCGCCGGCUUCCCGUGCAUCUCCUCUACACUCGCCGUCGCUCCAAGCGUCGCUGCUGUCGUCGCGGCAAUUCCGGUCCUUAUCAAGCUCUUGAGCGGGGGGAAUCUACAACAAGGCCAACACACUGAACUAGACACACGAUACAGGUUACUCCCUUGUUGCUUGUUGUAG
Messenger RNA from Closterium sp. Yama58-4, 1794 nucleotides. The record is from the annotation of a GenBank genome assembly. NCBI's taxonomy places the organism in Eukaryota, Viridiplantae, Streptophyta, Zygnematophyceae, Desmidiales, Closteriaceae.